Molecule: messenger RNA, 1136 nt
Organism: Salvia hispanica
Lineage: Eukaryota; Viridiplantae; Streptophyta; Magnoliopsida; Lamiales; Lamiaceae
Product: myb family transcription factor IPN2-like
Molecular function (GO): DNA-binding transcription factor activity; DNA binding
Source: RefSeq, a predicted model, not a curated record
GCAAAGAGCUUUGAGAGUUGCUUCAUAUCCGCACCUUAUUCUGGAAGCAUUUGUUCUUCUUGAAUCCAGUGAGAGAGAGAGAGAAUAAUGUUCCACCCAAAGAAGGCAUCAAGUAUGAAUUCUCCCAUGUGCGACUCUGGUCUCGUCCUCACCACUGAUCCCAAGCCUCGUCUUCGCUGGACUGUCGAGCUUCAUGAGCGCUUCGUCGACGCCGUUACCCAGCUCGGCGGCCCUGACAAGGCGACGCCGAAGACCAUCAUGAGAGUUAUGGGGGUGAAGGGUCUCACGCUUUACCAUCUCAAGAGCCAUCUUCAGAAAUUUAGGCUGGGAAAGCAGCCUCACAAGGAUUUCAAUGAUCACUCCAUCAAAGAUGCUUCAUCUCUUGAGCUGCAAAGAAACAAUGCAUCUUCCUCCGGAAUGAUGGGGCGAAGCAUGAAUGAGAUGCAAAUGGAGGUAAACCGAAGACUCCACGAGCAAUUAGAGGUCCAGAGACACCUGCAGCUCCGAAUUGAGGCUCACGGCAAAUAUAUGCAAACAAUUCUCGAAAAAGCAUGCCAAACAGUCCUCGCCGGCGACAACAAGGCGGCAGCGGCGGGUCCCACUCUCAACUUCCCUACCCUCCAAGACCUCAAUAUGUACGGCAGCAGCGACCAUCUCCACCACCAAGGCAUGGAGAUGGAGUCCUUAAAAAGGUCCACUCCUUACACCGGCAAAAGCCCCUUGAUCUGGGCCGACGAUCUCCGCCUGCAGGAGCUCGGCACCGCGUCGUGCCUCGACGAUCAGAUCGGCCCUCUCUCGGUCGACCGUGGCAGCGAUAUCGACUCGGUUUCUGAUAUCUAUGAGACCAAGCCGAUGCUGUCGUCGGGAGGUCAUGAUCAUAAGAAAUACGAUGUGAAGAUGGAUCGGCCUUCGCCGACGCCUCCGCGGACGGUGGCGAUCAGCGCCGGAGGGAUGCGGAGCUCGCCUUUCGGGUGACCAAACACACGUACACAUAUUUUAAUUUUAUUUUGGUGAUGGUAAUUUUUAGUGUUUUAACUUAAUUAGGGGGUUUGGAGUUUUUAAUUUUAACCAUUUAGAAGUUGAAAAUGAGGGAUGUUGAAUAAGACUAUACUACCUAGGGUGCUGUUUGAGCUUCA